AUGCAUUGCAUUAGGAGCUCAAUUCUGCAACACUUGAGACUGAGAAUCAAUGGAAGACCCGCCGAUAGUGUUUUCAAGAGUAUUGGUAUGAAUUUCUCAUCAGGAGAUGAUGGAGGCCAAGAUCAAAUCUUGAGUAAGGUUAUUGAACUGGUGAAGAAGUACGACAAAACCAAUGCCUCUAAGGUAACUGAAAGGGCUGAUUUCCAGAAAGAUUUGUCGAUGGAUAGCUUAGACAGGGUGGAGAUAGUGAUGGCCAUUGAAGAAGAGUUUUCAAUUGAGAUCCCUGAAGACAAAGCAGAUAAGCUUACUUGUUGUGGUGAUGUUGCUACCUACAUCGUUUCUGAAACUCUUCCCAAGCCCUCAUCAGAGUCUUGA
Molecule: messenger RNA, 375 nt
Organism: Microthlaspi erraticum
Lineage: Eukaryota; Viridiplantae; Streptophyta; Magnoliopsida; Brassicales; Brassicaceae
Source: the annotation of a GenBank genome assembly